AUAUGACUGGAAAUGUACCAAGACACCCGUUAGAAUAACAAAACUUUAAUAUUAACUGACCUUGUUUGUCGAAGAGCUGGCAUCGAGUAGCUCAUGGACUAAUGUUAAUUUCUGGUUAUUCGGCACAUCAGUAAUACAACACGGACAACUCCGUUGAAGUAAAGCCUACGUCUCAAUGAACUCUCAUCUUCACUGCGGUGGAUGAGAUAUGGUUAGGCCCAAACGCGGACUAACUGUUACUGUCGGCUAUCAGCUACAUGACGAUGGAAUCAGUUUGAAGCUGGAGGCCUACAUGGAUGAGAAGUUUAUCACCAGGGCCUUCUCUACCAUGGGAGAGCAGGUGAUAAAUGUACGGAUCAUACGCAACAAGAUGACAGGUGUGUCAUCACCCAGGGGUGCGCUGGGUUACUGUUUCGUGGAGAUGACAGAUGAGGCCACAGCUGAGAGGUGUCUCCGCAAAAUCAAUGGAAAAGCCUUACCAGGAGCCAAUCCGCCCACAAGAUUCAAAUUAAACCGAGCCACCUUUGGGAAACAAGACAGUGGACAGAUGUAUUCUCUGUUUGUGGGAGAUCUAACUCUAGAGGUCGAUGAUGGGAUGCUUUAUGAGUUUUUUUACAACCGCUACCCUUCCUGCCGUGGUGGAAAAGUGGUGCUGGACAGCAUGGGCAACUCCAAGGGCUGUGGCUUUGUUCAGUUCCCAGACGAGCGACUGCAGAAGCGGGCGUUAGAGGAGUGUCAGGGUGCUGUGGGAUUGGGUGGUAAACCUCUGAGAUUGAGCCUGGCUGCUAACAAUUUAAGGAACAGGCAGCAGCAGCCAUCAGAGCACAGAUCGUGGCAGUCCAACUCAGCGUAUAGACACAGCUACGACCAGUACAAUCAGUACCAGCAGCAGGCCUAUCCUGGGUAUUACUCCUCCUGGGGCUACGAUCAGACUGCAGGAGGCUAUGGCUACAGCUAUCAGCAGUAUGAUUACACACAGCAUCCCCCACCACAGGAAAGUGAAGCUGUACAGGAUGAUGGACUUGAAGAUCCCAGUCCGGAGCUGGAUGUGGUGGAGGCUAACAAAAAGUUCAUGGAGCUCAGUGAGGAACUGUAUGAUGCUCUGAUUGAGUGUCAUUGGCAACCAGCAGACUUCUCUGCAGAACAGGACUUUAUGACAUCCAGCCUACCAGAGCCCAUUUACUGCUGAAACUGACCACAUUGGGGAUUUUAUUUAACAGUUGUCGGGUGAAAUUUUGACAGUAUGGAUUGUUAAUAUUAUUAUUUUUAAUUUUAUUUUCCUUGAUUUCAACAACAUAAAAAGAUUUAAAAGUCCAGAGUGGAAUACCAAAAUAAUUGUAUGUUGUCCGUUUUUAUACCCCCAUGCCCCAUCCCCCCACCCCCAUUGGCAAUGGAAAAAAAAAGGUUGUAUAUAUUAUCAGAUAGCAACAUAAGUCAAAAUGUAAACAUAGGUACACACACACAAUCAUGCAAAUAUAUUUAUACAUCAGUCACAGUUGUCUAAGUAAGAAUCAAUUAUAAAACAUCACACAGUUUUAGUGUUUUCAUAUAUGUCAGAAAUGGUUUCCAUGUCCUAUAACAUUUACCUGUAGAACCACCCAGUGUACACCUUAUUUUCUCCAAGUGUAGAAAACUCAUAAGAUCACUAGCCCACUGGGCAUGUGUGGGAGAUGCCUCCUGCUUCCACUUAGUAAGUAUAAGGCAUCUAGCAAUUAAGGAGGCAAAGGCAAUAGCAUUUGUGUAGUGUCUUUAGAGAGGUAUGUUCUCUGGAACUACGAAAAUUGGAACUAGUGGGGAAGGGGUAAAUUUGACGGCAAAAGCCACAGAAAAUUUAUUAAAUAUCGAUGUCCAAUAAUUAUUAAGAUUUGGACAGGUCUAGAAAGUAUGAAUGAGGGAUCCUGUUACUGUUCUACACCCGUUGCAUAAGGGAUCUGUCCCUGGAUAAAUCUUGGCUAACUUUUCUUUGGAAAGAUGAAGGCGGUGCAGGACCCUGAACUUUAGGAGACCAUGUCUGGCGCAUAUUGAGAAAGAGAACUGGACUGCCAAUUAUGAUCUGUGAUUUUGGAAACCAAAUCAUCCUCCCACUGGGAUCUAGUAGUGGAGAGACAGGGAGAAUGUAGAGUUGAUAAUGUAGUAUAUGUCACUUUGAUUACUCCCCUGUUGUGCACAUUAUUGUUGAGAAUGGAAACAUGAUUGGAGUAAACUGGAUUGACAUUGAAUGUAAGCCAAACCUUUUCCUACACUGCACCCAGAUUCUCAUAGAAUGAUAUACCAAAGGAUUGCACUUAAAAGUGUUCAAGUGUUCUAAUUGAAGAGCUGACCCAAGCAAAGCCGGCAGUGAGGUUUUACCACAGUCAGCCCGUUUACAUGGACAGUUUAAUUCCACUUUUAUUUGGAAUGAAAGGCCAUUCCGAUUAAAAGCGGUCAUGUAAACGGUCAUUCCGAUUGAAAAUUAAAUCCGAUUUAAGGGGGUGGUUUACUCUGUUUGUCAUUCCGCAUUAAAGAAUUUCUCACACUUGUAUAUGCUCAUUCCUCUUUAAGUUCAUUCCGGUCUUUCUGAGCAUGCUCGUUUCCUUGCCCUUAUGGCGCGAUAAUGUAUAUAGCACGCAUGGCAACGAUCUGAGAACAGUCUGACUCGUUGCACUCACCGGUUUCCAUACGCCAAAGCAUGGUCUUCUAUCUCCCUUCUUCGACCUUCUACCUCCUUUCUCCUCCUCAACAGACGAAGCAUUAGCAGAACAAGGUUAUUGUCGUACUGCUGCUUCAAGAAUAGAAUAGAAUAGAAUAUACUUUAUUGUCCCCUAGGGGAAAUUUGUUGUGGACUCGAGUGGACUCUUGCAGACAAUAAAUAUACACAAAACAGCAAAGAUACAGGAAAUGGCAAACAUACACAAUCAUAAGACACAAACCAGACAAAAUGUGAAAAACAGAACACCACCAAGUUAUUGCACAAUCCCCAAUAUUUCCCAACCCAAGUUAUUACACUAAGUUAAGUUAUUGCACAGUCCCCAGUAUUUCCCAGCCUUCAAGAGCUAUUUAACAGUUUGAUGGAAUUAGGAAUGAUUCAACUCACUAAUAAAGAGAGUUAACAACAACAGAAGAGAGAAAAGAACACCACAGCAAGUUAACUUAACGACAGUCUUGAUGCACAGGAGAGUGCCCGCCUCAAUCCCGGCGACAGCCCACAUGGGUGGAGUCGAAAAAAAAUUCCAAACAAUAGUCGCAUGGCAGCGUAAGCAUCGCUCACCUGGACAACUUGGAGAACAAGGAUGAAUGCACCCCACCACAACCUGCCCUUUAACCUCAUGACGCUGGUUUAUGUUGUUUAUUAAAUAGCGAUGAUGUGAAGGUGAGACUCCGCUGAAACCGUCUUGCUUGUAUAUAGAAAGGUUUAUUACAAGAAGUCCAGCAUCAAAUCAAGCACCUAGGAUUGCCUGAGAGAGGGUUUGAAGCCAAUAUGAACUGUUCUCAAUAACAGCUCCAACUACCCUGCUUAUAGAGGUUGGUUGUUUUUGUGAACUUUGAGACAAAAUGAAACAUGUAACAAAGAGACACUCUAGAUAAAAUUCAACCUUUCAACCUAGCUAAUCAGUUCUUGACCUGGGCCCCAAUCAAUUCUUGACCUGGGCCCCUAACUGAUCAUAUCAGACCCAGGACGUCAAAUACCAUAUGGAACUUCAGAUACUACAGUUAUUAAAGGGCCAGUGUGUAAAAUGGGUUGAAAACAGUGACAUCAGUGGUCAAAUUCUAGAUUGCAGGGCUCACUCGCUCACCCCUCCCGUCGGGUAACUGACGGUGGCCUCGUAGGGGAAAAAAGCCUUGCGCACGAGUUUUUCAGGAGUAGGUCUAUCUAGUGACGAGGUGAAUAUUUAUUUAGAAAUCUAAACCAUGUUACGAUAUUGUAAUGAAUCCCUCACGGGCAGGAGACCAGCGUUCGGGAAAAAGGCCAGUUUAUUUGAGCACUCCAAAAACUCCAGUAACACCCCAGGGUGUAAAAGACUCCAUCCCAAACUCUGACUCUUCUGGCGUAACAGACAUACUUCAUGCACACAUACUCGUUUACCACACCGAGUGGGGGCCCCCUUCCUCUCUCUGCUCUGCCAAUCUCCAGCCUGCACACUGACUGACAGCAUAGCCGGUAAACAGAGCUCAGCUGUUUAUUUAGCCUAGCAGUAUCUCCGGACUAUAGCAACUGCAAUGGACGACAUUGAAAGCGAUUUUGGAGAGUUUCUUGUAGUGGACACAGACCCAGAGCCAUACCUAUUUGAGCCGGAGCAUACAGAUGAGGAACUCCAUGUGUUUGAUGCUGAGCGGGCGAGAAGAGAGGCUGAAUGCACAGAAUGGGAUUCGGUGCUACUGCUGCCAUCGUUGGGGAGAUAAAUCAUCAGGAGGAAAAGCGCUGCAGAGAGUGCAUCACAAGGAGUGAAGUUUCCUUUUCCUCGCAGAAGACGGUUCGGGUUCAUUCUCUCUUGUUGCGUGGUAAGUGUGGUCCAUUCGCAAACUUUAUAACUAAAAAAACUUUUCACUACUCUCUAUCGACGAACUACUAACACACUCUAUUUCCUCCUCCUUCUUCCUUCCUUCCGCUGUCUUGGUUUAUUUAUACACGCGAAACACGAUCUGUGGCUGGCUGGAUUGUCCACUCGGUCUGCCAUACAUACAUGGCGGCGCAAGAUGGCGACCUCCCUAAAGCAAGGCCCUUGCUAUAUAUAUAGAUAUAUAUAUAAAAGCAUAAUUAUACGGCUACAAAAACCAAACGAAUUUUAUUUUAUAGCGAUUAUACACUUGUAUAAACAUAUUAAUGGGUAGAAGAUUCAGAUUCAGAUUCAGAUUGACAAUAAACCAUGCCAAAUAUUACACACUGGCCCUUUAAAGAUCGCCAUGAAGGCAUUAGCUAAGAGGCUACCCAGAGCCUAACAACUUGCUCCACAAAAAACAUAGCUGGUAACACAAAAGAAUUAUUUUUUAGAACAUAAGCAAAAUUCGUUCAUCAGUUAUGGACAGCUUAAUAUGUAUGAGAUAGAACAAAAUUUAGGAACUCACCAAAUAAACUAAGCACAAAAAGUAAGGAAAUUUGUGUUUGGUGGGUUAUUUCUUUGUUGUAACAAUGCUUCUUGGCAAUAAAUUUUAUACUGGUGGAAAGCCUGUUUAUUUAUCUUGAGGGACAUGCAUUUGUAAGAUGAGCAGCAGAGCUGAGUAUGUGGGUUGCGCCCAUGAAAAAUUUGCCAAAUCCUCUCUGCCAGUGCCAAACAGCUUUUUUUUUUUUUUUCGGUCGCUAUUGACUCUUGUUUUGAGCUUCUGGUACCCCCAGGUGCUUAUAAUCAGGCACCUGACUGUCAGCACCAGGGGGUCUGAUUGUCAGCACCUGUGAGCAUGGGCCCUGCUGCAGUGGUCAGUUGGUGUCUGCUCCAAGAAUUGGCAUGCCACGUUUGACUGAUUUGGAUAGGGCCCCUGCAAUAGGGCAACUUCAAGCUGGUGUUCCGUGAAACCAAGUUGCGCCAUUAUUUGGAGCGAGCCCUAGUACCAUCUGUAAACUGAAGGCCAAUGGAGCGUGGACUGGUGGCUGGUAGCAAGGCACCAAACCCCCCAACCACUCGGAGCGCCUGACCAAGGCAGCCUUCUCACUCUGACAUCUCUCCACUUUGUGCAUGUAUAGGUCCUGUUUGUGCAUGUGUGUGUCUUUUGGACCUGUGUGUUAAUGACAAAAGAGUGAAAAAAUUGAAUGUCCCCUCAGGGGGAUUAAUAAAGUAUAUAAAAUAAAAAAAAAUAAAUUAAGUUCCAUAUAAUGGGGGAUGUCAGAGAUGGGCCACGAAGUGGGUGUCCCAAGAAGACGGCACCCCGAGAGGACCGUUUCCUCAUCCUGUCAGCACUUAGGCACUGCAGGCAGUCUUCUGCAGAUUUGCAGUCAAGGUUUACAGGACGAUAUGGCUGAUGGCUCUCUGCCCAGACAAUCCGGAACAGACUGCAUGCAGCCAAUCUCCGGUCUCAUAGGGCUGCCAGGAGGCCUGCCAUGACUGCCCUUCGCCGUUAGGCCUGUUUGUGCUGGUGUCGGCAACACGUGCGCUGGAACCUGAUCAUGUGGAGGAAUGUUAUGUUCAGUGAUGAGUCCAGAUUCUGCCUACAGCAGCUGGAUCAUGGGGUCAAAGUGUGGAAAAGAUGCAGAGAACGCUUUGCUGAUUGCUGCACCAAUAAUAAUAAUAAUAAUAAUAAUAAUAAUUAUAAUAAUAAUAGUAAGUUUAUUUGUAUCAGGGACAAUGUACAAAAUAACAUUAGUCUCAGAAUGAGAAGAGAUGCUUUGUACCGGAUUUAGCUUAGUAGCUACUUUCCAUCCGUAGUCCCUGGGCAGGUGAGUAAGGACAAUAAGAAGGUAAAAAGUGUCAACGUACAAAACAAUCAUCUAUACACAUGUGCAUACACACACCCACUCACACAUUACAAACACUCAGGUACAAAACAUAUGUCAUAACAGAGUCAUAACUUUGACAAAGUUGUAAAAUCAUUUAGGCUUAAGAUUAAUGUUGACAAGUCUGAUUCCUUAAGAUGCAUUUUUUGACUUGACGAGAAAAAACGUUGAAGUCUGUGCCAAGUUUCAGGUUGAAGAUUGUUCCAUGAUUUGAUGGUUUUAAAAGCGAAAGCGGAUUGAGCAAAGGCAGAGCUACGCUUAGGGAUGUUACAAUUUCCACUUGAGACAGAUCUUGAGGCUCUGAUAGUGUGUUCAGAGUGGAGUUUAACAAAGUUUUUCAAUGGGGGAGGAGCAGCAUUAUGAAUUAUUUUGUACACUAAACGGACAUCUGAAUACAACAUUAAAUUAUCAAAGCUAAGCAUUUUAUAUUUGUUGAGUAUAUCACAGUGAUGAUACUGUCGUGAUUUUCUAUAUAAGAUUUUCAGGGCUUGUUUGUGGAGUGACCUGAUGGGUUUCAAGACAGAUGUACUUGCCUGAGACCAACACGACAUACAAUAAUGAAAAUAAGACAAAAUCAUGGCAUUGAAAUAAGUUUUAGAGGCUUCAACUGUUAAUGAGUUCCUGAUGUGUCUAAAAUUUGAUAAGUUAUAUUUCACUGUUUGACUCAAUUUUUGAUAUGGUUUUUGAAUGUGAGAGUGGGAUCUAAUAUCACACCCAGAUAUUUGAACUCAUUAACAUUUUUUAUCAUUUGUCCAUUGACAUAAAUGUUUGGAAAAAACGUAUUUCGUUGCUUGUUUGAAAAAUACAUGGUCACUGUUUUGUCACUAUUAAGGGUGAGACGAGAAUACUGAAGCCUCUGUGUAACUUUUUCCAUUGCCAAUGACAACUUAGCAGCCACUUGUUUGGGAUCUUUCCCACUAGUAUACAGGACCGUAUCGUCCGCAUACAUCAGGGUCCCCACUUCACCACACACAGACGGAAGGUCAUUAAUGUAUGCGCUAAACAACAGUGGUCCUAAGAUGGAACCCUGUGGUACUCCCAACACACAGGCUUUUAAAGACGAUGUUUUGUCAUUAAUCCGCACAAACUUGAGAGCGGCCGAGUAGAUAGGACUGGAUCCAAUUUAAUACAUCAACUGAGAGUUUAAAUGAUGACAGCUUUGAAAGACUGAAUGAUUAACUGUAUCAAUUGCCUUUCGCAGAUCUAAAAAUAAGGCACCCACCACCCCUCCUUUAUCAAGGCUGCUUUUAAUGACUUCAAGGAAGUAGCAACAUGCUGUUUCAGUAGAGUGGUUUGCUCUAAACCCAAACUGCAUAGCAUGCAGUAGGUUUUCUUUAUUUAAAUGAGCUACCAAUUGUUCAGCAACUGCCUUUUCAACAACUUUGGAAAUAGCUGGAAGUAUACUGAUGGGUUUGUAGUUGCUCAAUUCCUGUCUGUCACCUGAUUAUGACAUGUUAUGUUUUUUAAAGGGGGGGGAUUCACAGGACCACAGAUGAUUUAUCAAUUGGUAAAGUCAUCACUGAUUUCAAGGCUUUUUCCUCUGCAUGCUCUUUGUCUUCUAACAAAGAGAGCUAGGUGGCACCCAUCUAGCUUUCCAGCAGCAAGGAACCAAGUGAGUUAGCACCCAGCAUCUAACUCUGCAAGAACCCCGAGCGACCGGCUUCCUCGGAUCAGAACAAAGGACACAACAAAGACUGCAGCUGAAACCACACCUUCCCAGCCUUCUUCUGCCAGCUAAACAGCAGCACACCACCAAGUGACUCUUUCUUCCAUCCAUUCAAGGAUCGGUAAUGUAACAACUGGGCAUAGCUUAUCACAGCUUUACAGGCUAAGCAAGACUGUUUAACUUGUUGUACGUGAUUUGAUGCUGUUUACUGAGUUGUUGUUGUGAUAGAUUGCAGUUAGGUCAUUGAUUAGUUGGCUUCGCCACAGCUAAGUGUUUAGUUUGCUAAUACUGUUCACAAACAGAUUCUUGCAUGCAACUAAACAAUCUCUGCACUAAUCCAAACCGUUUGCAACACACGUCACACUGACAGACUCAUUAACAAAUA
Epinephelus fuscoguttatus (brown-marbled grouper) is the source of this 8454-nucleotide messenger RNA. Its product is annotated as tRNA selenocysteine 1-associated protein 1-like. Gene Ontology annotation, molecular function: tRNA binding. The transcript has 9 exons. Gene Ontology annotation, cellular component: nucleus. Lineage: Eukaryota; Metazoa; Chordata; Actinopteri; Perciformes; Serranidae. The record is from RefSeq and is a predicted model, not a curated record. The coding region runs from base 209 to 1189 and encodes 326 amino acids. Gene Ontology annotation, biological process: selenocysteine incorporation.